AAGCCUGAAAGAUUAAUUUUCAAUUUUCAAUAGAACCCAAUGUAAAUACGAAUUUCUUUUCUGAUACCAUUUCUAGACUGAACUUCAUAGCUCUGCAGUCCGCCUUCUCCAUAGUCUCAUCGAAGAAGAUAGCCAUGGAUCCUUCAGAACUUAGGUAUUUGGAGGAUGAGGAUACUCCAACAAUGAAAACAAUCAAGGGUGCCACCACAGGUUUGGUUGCUGGAACUAUUUGGGGGACCAUUGUUGCCACUUGGUAUGAUGUUCCUCGUGUAGAGAGAAGCAUUGCCCUUCCAGGGCUGAUUAGGACACUCAAGAUGAUGGGAAAUUAUGGAAUGACUUUUGCUGCUAUUGGAGGAGUCUACAUUGGUGUUGAGCAGCUGCUGCAGAAUUACAGGAUGAAAAGAGAUUUUAUUAAUGGUGCUGUUGGUGGUUUUGUAGCUGGAGCUACCAUUCUUGGCUACAAAGGAAGAAGCAUCUCGACAGCUAUUUCUGCUGGAACGGCAUUAGCGGUCACGUCAGCAGCUAUUGAUGCUGGAGGUCAAACAACAAGAACAGACGUAGGAAAAGAGUACUACCCGUACACCACUAAGAAAAGAUCUGCUCCUGAGUCAUAAUUCUGUCAUGCUGCUGUUGGGAAGGAAGACACUCCCAACUUUAAUUAGUGAGAAAGGGUCAAGGCUGCUGUUCUGAGUUGGCUAUAUGUGUUUGUUUUUGGAGAUGUGAUCAUACUCUUGGUUCUCUUUUGCCAUUCGACUUUUAGAGCAAGAAUGCAUGAUUUGAAUAAAUAUGCUUUGUAAUUCUCAAAGUCAUGUUAGAUGUUAUUUCUGAAUCAAUUACUACUUUUUGCAAUUAUAUGUAUAUGAACUUAAGAGAAAAUCAUGUUU
Messenger RNA from Rubroshorea leprosula, 884 nucleotides. The record is from the annotation of a GenBank genome assembly. NCBI's taxonomy places the organism in Eukaryota, Viridiplantae, Streptophyta, Magnoliopsida, Malvales, Dipterocarpaceae.